GAGCAACCAAGAUUCAAUCUCGAGAACGCCGUUGAAAUUUCCGAUGAGGACAUGAGUCGCUCUCCUCGGAAGCCAAGAGGAAGUUUUACUGAUUAGUUUUAGAGACAGAUUGUUGUAUCUAUAGCAUGCAUUUGCAUGUGAUUCUGUCUCUGUGUGUUGUGUGUUUGUGGGAUUAAAAAAAGGAGAGAGUAGACAGAAGGAAACAUAUUUGCAUCGGUAGUUUCAUCAGAGAUUUUCGUUACCGGAAACUCCAAAGAUUUGUAAAUUUCAUUGUUGUUUCCGUCUGCUGUUGUUUUCUAUUUUCCGUUUAAAUUCAUCCUUCUUCGUUUUAAUAAGCAUAAUUAAGAAAGAUUCCUGCUUUUAUCAAAGUAUUGAAUGGCGAAUGCAUCCGGGCUGUUUACUCCGACGGUGCCCACCGUGAGGAGGAGAUUUUCUCCGCCUUUAGGCAUUUACCGAUCUGGGUUUUGGUUCUCGGACGGUGUUUCGAGGAGAACAGUGUGUUCGAGUUCUACUCAGGGUGCGGAGAAGCUUUCCCCUUCUGGAUCUCGAGUGCCCAGACUUGCCGGCAAAGGCUGCAAAUUAGUUGGAUGUGGCUCUGCAGUACCAACUGUUCAGAUAUCUAAUGAUGACCUCUCAAAAAUUGUUGAUACAUCUGAUGAAUGGAUAUCUGUUCGGACUGGAAUACGGAAUCGAAGAAUACUUUCAAGGAAAGAUAGUUUGAUAGAUCUCGCUGCAGAGGCUGCAAAGAAAGCUCUCCAGAUGGCAGAAGUUGAUCCAGAUGACGUGGACCUUGUAUUGUUGUGUACUUCAACUCCAGAAGAUUUAUUUGGCAGUGCUCCACAGAUUCAGAAAGCACUUGGCUGUAAAAACAAUCCAUUGGCUUAUGAUAUCACGGCAGCCUGCAGCGGUUUCAUUCUGGGCCUGGUUUCAGCUGCUUGCCACAUUCGAGGCGGUGGCUUCAAUAAUGUUCUUGUGAUUGGGGCCGAUGCUCUAUCUCGCUAUGUUGAUUGGACUGAUAGAGGCUCCUGCAUUCUCUUUGGAGAUGCUGCUGGUGCUGUUCUAGUACAGGCUUGCAAUAGUGAGGAAGACGGUUUAUUUGCUUUUGACAUGCACAGUGAUGGUGAAGGUCAAAGGCACCUAAAGGCAGGCAUAAAGGAAAAUGAAACAGAUAAAGAGCCGGGUACGAAUGGUUCACUCGUCGGACUUCUACCAAAAGGUUCCGCGUACUCCUGCAUACAGAUGAACGGUAAAGAGGUCUUCCGUUUCGCCGUUCGUGCUGUUCCACAGUCGAUUGAAUCAGCUUUAGAGAAGGCAGGUCUCACGGGAUCUAGUAUAGACUGGUUGCUUCUUCAUCAGGCAAAUCAGAGAAUUAUCGAUGCAGUCGCCACUCGUCUAGACGUUCCAUACGAACGUGUCAUAUCUAACUUGGCAAAUUAUGGUAAUACAAGCGCUGCCUCGAUACCACUGGCUUUGGACGAAGCUGUACGAAGUGGGAAGGUCCAAGCCGGUCAUACUAUCGCAACUGCUGGUUUUGGAGCCGGCCUCACAUGGGGCUCUGCCAUCGUUAGAUGGGGAUGAUAGGUAUGUUGGAAUGGAGGAUAUGCUUAUGCAAUUUUGUUUGAUCGACAUGAAUAGCAUUUAUUUUUUUCCCUUCCUCUAUUUGCUCUUCUUUUUUGUCGUUCGGAUGCUAGUUUUCGACGUUUCCUGGGCUGUAAUCUCUAACUGUAAAUUAAGAAAAUUUCUUUCUGAUGUGGGAUGGUGUCUUUCUGUAGCAGUUUCCAUUAUUCAUAAUUUCAUAAAGUUGACAAUA
This is a messenger RNA of Sesamum indicum (sesame), 1810 nucleotides long. RefSeq names its product beta-ketoacyl-[acyl-carrier-protein] synthase III A, chloroplastic. NCBI's taxonomy places the organism in Eukaryota, Viridiplantae, Streptophyta, Magnoliopsida, Lamiales, Pedaliaceae. The record is from RefSeq and is a predicted model, not a curated record. Gene Ontology annotation, biological process: fatty acid biosynthetic process. Gene Ontology annotation, cellular component: chloroplast. Gene Ontology annotation, molecular function: 3-oxoacyl-[acyl-carrier-protein] synthase activity.